Trypanosoma cruzi is the source of this 8397-nucleotide messenger RNA. RefSeq lists its product as uncharacterized. The record is from RefSeq and is a predicted model, not a curated record. The coding region runs from base 1 to 8397 and encodes 2798 amino acids. NCBI's taxonomy places the organism in Eukaryota, Euglenozoa, Kinetoplastea, Trypanosomatida, Trypanosomatidae. The transcript has a single exon.
AUGAUGUCUCACGUACGGGAAAGGCAGCAUCGUCGGUCAUUUCGGCAGGCGCUGCUGCGGGCGGCAGUGACAUUUUGGGUGCUUUUUUCUCUUUGCGGCUGCACGCUGGCGGCGACAAGAACGCUAGAGAUAAGUUAUGACAUGUUAACGCCGCCGCCACCGCCACCGACCCUUUCGGAGUUGAAUGAACGCCUUCGACUGCCGCAUUCUUCUUCAUCUUUUUCCCCUUUUUUACGUGACGGGGAUGGCACGUCGUUGUGCAGCGUGGAUCACGGGUGCCCCCUCUCUUCCAUGGCGUGGGCCUCCGGGACAUUCACCAUGAGCGACGUACUCACUCCCGCAAGCUUUCUUAUUGCGUCGAAUCUAACGCUCAAGCUGAGUCUUUGCUGCGGUUACAAAUAUAACGGUACAUUGCUGCGGGAUGAAGCCUUGUAUGACGUCUUCCUCCAAGUGCUGCUACAAGCCUCACCAUUUCAGGUGCUGACAAGGGAGGAAAAACGUCGGAUGUUUCCUCGCGAGCAUGUCAUUAUUAUGGAUACGGUGCGCCAGCGACGCUACGACGCGAAUUAUGUACUGACGACGGAGGAUGUUCGACAACAAAAUGACGGCGAUGGCGAUGUCAUCCUUCUUGUUUCUGGUGCGGUGGGAGAGGGGAUCCUUCGCAUCCCGCUGUAUCGCGCCGCAGAGGAUCUUGCCACCGCCGCACCCGCCAACAUUAAUCUUAAGAUUGCGAACGUGGCAAUCAAAUGCAAGUGUCCGCACACAUUACUGGUGAUGCCAUUGCUGCAGGUGCGUCCAGAUACUCUUUUGCCCGUAUCUGUUCUUGGUUUGGGAUCGCACUGCGGCGUGCAUCCGCUGCUGCCCCCAACGACACCCCACCAUGGCGAGAACAUUGUGCAGCUGCGGGAGAAGGCAUGGGCAGCUUCGGUCGCCGUGGCACCGUCACAGCUGCCAGCGACAAAGGUUCAAUGGGUUGUGACGGACACCCGCACCGGGAGCAUCGUUCUCGACGAGUUGCUACACGUGCCGAUGCGGACAGACAGCUCUGGUGCGUUGCUUCGGCACCACGCAAAUUGCAGCUACUUCGAGGUGCUUCCAAACCACAAGUACGAGGUGAAUCUUACGGUAUCUCGUGGGACCGCCGUGCAAAGAGCCACGGGUUUUUUUCUUCUCCGCCUACCGAUAGAUAGACCCCAGGAUGUGGAGCGGGGGCCACCGCAGUUGCACUUUGGCUUUGAGAGACACCUGCGGCUCUCGGAGCGUACACGUACUUAUCUCGAGUUGCAGGGUGCAUUGUCGCCACAGCAUCAGCCAGCAGAGUACUUUGGAUAUUGGGAGAAUACCCCACUGAACGACCAACCGCUCCCGCAGAUUUUGAAACGGAUUCGACACAACCCAUACACGGAGGAGACGGCGUUAUAUCUGAUGUUUGUCGGCCGCAAUGAGAUCUUUUUCUACGUGCGCGAUGUGGACGAGGUCUGUGACCCGGUGCUGCUUGAGGUGCAAGAGGUGUGGGCUCUUCAAGGCAUCUUGUUGCAGCCGUCCAUUUCGCCUCUGACCGCGUGUCAUGAUGAUGUUCCGGUGGAGGCAUUAGCCCUGAAACAUGUGGUGGCGACAAUACGCUCUUCAAUGCAAUUACCAGUGCGAUUCCAAGGGACCUCGUGGGGGCCGUUGCAAGAGCAAAACUUUUUGGAGGGACGGUUUGACUGCACCGAACGCGGCGCUGGGCCGUGUGACAUCCGCACUCGAGUUGCGAAUGGCGGGACUAGCGGUGUUUUGCAGAUGCGGAAACGUGGCGUGGCGGAUUUGGCAUGGGUGGUGCGGGUUGAGGUGAACGAAACGGCGUUGGUGCCGCCGCAUAGCCUGGACCCGUCGGUAGCCCGCAUUGUUGCCAACACCGUGGAUGAAGGGGGCGUGGUCGUAGUGGAGGUGCGUUCCCGCCCUGCCGUUGUGGUGCGCCGAAUGUCCACAAUGCCGAAUAGCGUGAACGUCACGUUGGCGAUGCGUCUGCGCCGAAUGAAGGUUCAUCCUCCCCGGUCACUGGAGGUUGCGGUGGAUGAAGUGCCAAUCGGUCACUGGCUUGUCGCCGCACCGCUGCUUCUUCUGUCAGUGGAUGAUGCGUUCGUGGCGGAGUUGGAUACAUCGGGUGUCCCAAACAUUCCGCAGAGGCUGCGCGAGGGAACACUACGAUUUGUUGCGGAGGAUCCCGGCGAGGCGAUCGACCUUGGCGUGCCGUACACAUCUCGCUGCCCGCCGCGGGUUGUGGAGCACACAGUGACGGUGGUGGCUCUCGCGGCACCGCCCAUUGUGCCGGCCCUGGUGCCCUUUUACACGGAAGACGACUGUGUUCGUCUGCGGGCACCACGUCCCCGUUGGAAGGACGAGGACGCACGCUGGCACGUUCCCCACUGCGAGGAGGCGCCACAGUCACCACCAUACAUCGCGGGGCUGGAGAAAGGAAAGAAGGCAGAACAUAACGUUUCUUCUUUAGAAGAGGAGGAGGUUCAGGAGGUGCUGGUGUGCGGCGUCCAGGUUUACAGGUGGUGUGAUGUUGUUUGGACGGCGCGGAACCCUGUCGCGGCUGUCACGCAGACGUUCUCCCUGCGGCGCUGCCAAAGUCCCCCACAGCUGCUGUUUCACAAGGACGACCUACAGGAACCACGCGACAUUUCGCUUUCCGUUUACGCGCUGCCUUUGAUUGAGUGGCUUGACGGAUAUGACGACGUCCCUGAUGAUAUGGACGUUGGGGGGAGCGCGAAGAAUACGACGAAACAAGUGCCUCGCUACACAGCACGACGUGUCAUUCCAGUUGCGGGCUACAGCGCGACGGUUGGCUACUCGUUCAACUACUCGGGUUUGCAACAGGACUUUGAGGUGACCUUCACAUACGCCCAUGACGCCGCACAUCAGCUUGGGGUCACGCAGCAACACUUUGAACGUGUAGGCGAUGACGGUCUGAGCGAUGAGAUGGCCGCUGCCGCUGCUGCAGCACCGCUACUUCUCCGCCGCUCAUUGCUGUCGUUGGGUGGUGAUAAGAUGAGAGAUGAUAGAAAUGAUAGAAAUACUAAUGAUAAUGAUAAUAAUGAUAGUAUGGCAGAUGAUAAGAGCAUCCUGCGCGUUGGGGAUACAGAGGAGGCUGUGAAUUUGGAGCAACAAGUGACUGACAGGGCACGAGAGCGCGAUUAUGCUUUGGACCUUGCCUCGGACACCCGUUUUUUUUUUACACAUCUUUCCGGGCUUCGAAAAGUGUGGUUUAACGGCCUCGACAACAGCUCCCAUUACCCGCUUUUGUACAAGGUGUGGCCCUCCCCGACUGCAACGGGGCCAAGCCGAGACGCUGCGGAAUUUGCACGAUGCGGGAUGUGUCUUCUGCAGCGUGGAAACAUCUCUGUUUUUUCGGUCAAUCCUCGUGGUGUAGUGCCGGUUGUGGAAAAUGGUGUACUUCCGUUCUGCUACCCGUCAUUUCUGUUCUCGCGUCAUCCGUGGCUGAGCACAAAGUACAACUUUGAUUUUUUAUGGUCGUGCGAGGACGAUGGCGUUAUCGUGGUGGAGCGGCGCACACCGACGGCUUCUAUUUUGCGUCACAAUGGGCCUGCGAACGACACACGCUGCAGUUUGACAGUGCGGAAUGACUUGACAGAAACCGUGCAGAAGGAUACGUUUCUACUGCGGCGAGUGUACCCAACACCGUUGCCGCCGACGUUUGCAAUUUUGAGUGACAACGCUGCGAUGGGGGAGUGUUUUGCAAACGGCACUACACGCUCCAAGCAGACGACACGUUUAGAGACCAACGGUAGCCCUGACACAACAAACAGAAGGACAAGAACACGAUGGAUCUUUGGGAAAAAACUUAUUCUUCAUGUCGAUGCCCACGUGGGGGGUCGGACCUCUAGGUGGACGGCCCUCAGCGUCGUGCCGGCGGUUCCAUCCCCCGUUGGCACCGGACGGCUGCUUGAUUCCAUACAUUUCCUGCCACUCCCUCGACAUCCGCUUGCGCUUGAAAGGGGAUUUGGGGAUGCCACAGUAUUGGUGUCAGGAAUACGCGUCCCUGGGCUGUAUACGUUUGGCUAUUACCACCCGGAUCCCAUGUAUCCAGGCGUCUGCCCGAACUCGAGUAUCGUGGAGACAUUACACGUUGUGCACGCGCAGGUCAUUGAGAAGGAGCUGACGGUUUGCGGAGACUCCGCGGUGCUGAAGGCCGUACCCAUUCCGCGUGAAAUUGGAUGUGAGUUCUUUGGGCAGUGGGAGGUGGUGUCGCUGCAGACGUCCGAGAACGAGACGUGGACUAGCGGUGCCAAUUUUACGGGUAUCCGAUUCGAUCACGGAAGGAGGCCAAGAACAGUAGUGCGUGGACUUCCGUUUGGCAUUCUUACGGUUCGCUGGGCUGUGUACGCUGUUUCUCCCACAGAUCCCGAUACGCAGAGUAAUGGCGAAGAAAAACAGGAGAAGCAACGGCGUCUCCUGGUAGACUACGAAACCGUGCGUCUGCUGGUGUUGACGGAAAAUCUUCCUUCGAACCGUCUUGUUACCCUUUCACAGAGUGUCCACCUCCUUGCUACCACCUCCACCCUGCAUUGGGUGCUGACGGAGACGGAGGCGUCGUCCAGUCCUCUGACGCUGCGUCGUCCACGUCUCCGCGUCGAGACUGUGUCCAACGAGAGCAGCACGGGUAGCCGUUUCGGCGCUGGGCACCAAGUCGUCAUUGUGACAAACUUGCCCAUUGGCCUGACACGCCUGCAGUACGAAGUUCACCUCUCGCCUCGUGCGUUUGGCCCGAUGUUGACGAAGAGGUGCCCAUAUGUGCCGCGCCAAGAAUUUGAGAUUGAGCGCGUGUCGGCUUUUCUCUCUGCAAACACGACGCUCAGUCACGAGUGCGAUGCGUACUCCGGACGUGGUCAAAUUUCCAUCUGCUUGCAUGCGGAGGGGGCGCAGAGCAGAGGCAUUUUGUUCACAUCAUCAUCAUCAUCUUUGCCGUCGUUUGGGGCGCGUCUUGUUGAACCGGCAUCAUUUGAGGCGAUUGUGAAGUCCGGCGCGGCCCGACUUGAGGCGCGAGGAUGUUCGCUGCCCUGGUGGGUCGCAAGCCAGACACGUUGGUCGAACGUCCAUGCCGACGCCACACGGCGCUGCGUCUCUGUCACCGUGACCGCAGCAAGACAUUUGCACCCACAAGAGGUUUCGCAUCACAUGUUUCUGGCACAGGAGCAACUUGGAUCCUCGCGUUUGUGCCCUCACGGCGGUGAUUUUAUGACGAGUGAAAUCAUCGAUGGGGCGACAACAUGGGGCGACGGCGGAUCGACGCGCAAUUCACUGUUUCGUGGCGGUGAAAUUGCGCAAUUUUUGCCGUUUCUUCAUUUUGCCACUUUAACGCGUGAGGAGCGUUCCAUGCGUCCCAUGUUAAGUCUUCUUGGCGUGCCUGACAUAGUUACAACAGAGCUUGACAUCAGCAACGAGGGGAAAGCGGUGGUCGUGUUGCUUCGCCUUGACACCGCGCAGCCAAAGCAGAUGGGGGGCUACGUCCACGCUGCGCAAUCAUCGGAAGACGGGCGGCAACGACACAGUCUGCUUGCGAAUUGUGCCCGCGGCACCGUUCGGGCAUCCGAUGUGUUAAAUUUUUGGACGGAGGUGAACCGCCCCGAUGGCGCCGAGGGGCGCACCGCGCGUGAGUGGCUGGAAUAUGUUGCGGCGGUGCGAGAGAAACACGUGGGGUGUGAGCCGCUUUUUGUCUCCCUUGCCCACCUCCUGCCGCGGCCGGAUGACACGGAGGCGACACUGCGUCGUCGCCAACUCUAUCGCGUACCGCCGAAAGAGCAGCGAUUGGUGACGCUGGACGUCAUUGAGCAGCAGCUGGAGGGGCUGCAACGGGAAUAUCGCUGGACGCGCGAAGGCAUCGAAGUGACGGGGCUGCCCCCGGAGUUGCAGGCCGCCCUCGCACGUCGCCGCAUCACAAAGAGCCAGCUGGAUGAGAUUGAACGGGUGCGCCGUGCAAAACGUGCCGAGAUGAAGCAAGCGGAACUUCCGGCAUUGCCGGCGAAGUUGACAUCAGAGGAACGCUUUGAGAGGAUACUGCGGUUGUAUGAGGGCGUCGUUGAGGAGGGGGUCGCCGCUAUCCGUCUGACGCUGCCGCCUCACGAACCCUUCACGGUACCACACAACCUUUUCCUUCGCGCCGCGGUACAUAAAGACGUGCUCUGCGGCACCAACGUUUCGGCAGGCGCUGACCCGGCGUCACUUGUGUUGUUUGGUCGGGUGGAAGUGGUAGACGUUCCACCCGCGGUGGGGGCGAGCCCUGCGGCGAUCAAGCAGUGCGAGGUGGAGGGCGGCGUUCCUGUUAUUCAAGUUAGCGUCAGCGGGACAACGUUUGCCGCGAUGGAUGUGUUCCCGACGGACCGCGUUCUGCUGGAGGAGGUGCACAAUCCAAACAGCACGGGUCUCACUGAGACUUCACCAGAGGUGGGUCUUUUGCCAUGUCUGCAGCAAAUGCAUUCCGGGAUGCGGGUGGCAGCAUCGUCCAUGACGAAAAAGCAUCUGUACCUGCAAUUAUCACCAUGCCCCUUUUUUCAGAUGUUAAGCCACGCCGAUUACAACGAGCAGCAGGAUAGCGAGUUGCUGCAGAAAAAGUUGUUUCUUCCACGGUUGCUCCGCAUUACACUCCGCGGUGUGCUUGCAGAGGACAGUCACACAAAAGGGAAAACAUCCGUGUCAUUUGUAGUGAAGGUGCUUCCGACGUUAGCUCGAUUGCAUCUUCGUACACUGCCUGCUCCUGAGGAAGGCACGGCACGAUCGUCUUGGUCGGGGUCAAUUGCCCGACGUCCGCUUUUGAUGUGUGAGGGGGAUGUGCGUCGCCGUGGUGCAGAGUUUGGUAUUGAGCUUAUUGGUGAUCGAUGGCACGAUCGUGUGGGAGGGAGGGGAAUACACGAUGACGAUAUAACGUCUUUGCCCGAGAAUGCCUGGUAUGAGAACAGCGCAGGUCGUAUUGGUAUUAGUGGCACCAUUAGCAGUAGUCGUAGUGCCGUUGAUGGUGCCCGUUAUCGAUCACCGCAUAACGUGGCACUCAUCAAUAGUUUUAGCAUUGUGGAACACCACCGCCUUGACAGCGCCCAUCACCUUCUUCUUCGGCAUGGCGGCCUGUACCGCUCGGACUUUGUGAAUUAUCUCUUCUCUAUUAUGGCCAGGCCGGAGAUUACCCAACGGCAUCAAUUUGUUUAUCGGUACAACGACACGUUUGUGGGUGUUCGCAUCCCUGCGGCUCAAAGUGACUUGAAUGAUCUUUUCCAUGGUGACGAGUACGACGGCACGUUCGACGAUAACCAUCUACCCCCUAUUCGUUCCUUCAGCACCAUUGAGGAGAUUUUAUUCGCUGUGCCUGGUAUCGCAACAGAGUGCCGCGGGUGUCUGUUGGCGGACACCACUUAUUUUAUGGCUGGGGACCUGACGGGCCUUUGGUUCUUUCCGCCAGCUAAAUCGCCGCCGCUUGACAACCGUGUGUUGGUGGAGCCACUUCGCGUGCCUUUUUACGCAGCCUCACGGGUGCCGCGAGAGUGGCGUUUUUCAACGUUGUGUCCAACCGAAGCGUGGGAUAAUCUGCAGCUCUUCUUGAGGCACUGGCAGCCACCACGUCUCCAACGAGGCAGUGCACCGUACUUACAGUUUGAGUUAGUUGUCUACAGUCUGCGUGACAUUCUUGGAGGCGAGGUGCCGCUGUCGAAGCGUCCGAACGCCAUUCUCACAGGUCUCCCAGUCUCACUUACGAAGUUACUGAAAGAGGGCCGGGGUAGAAGGAAUAGCCUCGCGGAGGUUGUGUUCCAAGUUAACACGACAGCCGCAGAACGUGCACACGCGACGAUGGCUGCUGAUUUUUCUCGUUACGGGCGUCGACAUCUGCACACUGUGCAUGAUUAUCUGCGGGAUCAUCGCGGGAGUGGUGGAGCGUUGGCGGUGAACGCCUCGGUCUUUCUGAAGGUGUGCGUGCCCUCCACGGCGGCGGUGCCGGAAGCUCAGUGCUCCAUUGUGAGUGUCACACACACGCUUCUCAUUAUGGAGGAACCACGUUUGAUGUCCUACUACGGGCGGCCUCAGCAAGGGUCAUGGCGCAGCAUUUUUGACCCAGCCGCGCUUUUGCAUCACGCCGGUACAUCACUGACAGGAUACAUCAUCCUUCCACGUUUACCGGCACUGCGCCGGACACUUUCUCUUGGAAACACACGUGACGUGGCACCCGCACGGAUUGGCCUGACUGUGGCGCUGUUUGUGGCUGUGGUGUUUCUCUAUGCGAUGGCAACGAGGCUGUGGGCGGUGAUAUGCACACUUUUAUGGGCUACACUUCUCUUCCUCGUACCGGAGAUUAUUGUGGGCAUAUAUUUUGUCAUGCACUUUCUCUUUUGGGCCUUUGUGAUGUGA